This is a messenger RNA of Hemicordylus capensis (graceful crag lizard), 6312 nucleotides long. RefSeq names its product complement C4-like. Gene Ontology annotation, cellular component: extracellular region. The coding region runs from base 828 to 5912 and encodes 1694 amino acids. Gene Ontology annotation, molecular function: protein binding; endopeptidase inhibitor activity. The record is from RefSeq and is a predicted model, not a curated record. Lineage: Eukaryota; Metazoa; Chordata; Lepidosauria; Squamata; Cordylidae. The transcript is spliced from 41 exons. Gene Ontology annotation, biological process: complement activation.
UACAUAGAAAAAUAAAGAGUGGAUAGAUGAUUCUCUGUCUCCAAAGGGCUCACACACCCUAAAAAGAAAAAUGUGGUAGGCACCAGCAACAGCCACUGGACAGAUGCUGUGCUGGGCCUUCUCUUAAAAGGCACAUUUAGUGGAAAAGGAAUAUUUUAUCUAACAUGGACCAAAUAAAACAAGUAAAGUUUUAACUUUAAUUCCCAGUUGUAAGCCGGGCAUGCGGGGCCCUCGAAAACACGGGGCCUGUAGCAAAUGCUACAUUUGCUACUACAUUAAUCCGCCAUAGGGAAGAGCAGAAGGUUUCAAGUUCCCUCCCUGGCAUCUCCAAGAUAGGGCUGAGAGAGGUUCCUGCCUGCAACCUUGGAGAAGCCUCUGCCAGUCUGUAAAGGCAAUACUGAGCUAGAUAAACCAAUGGUCUGACUCAGUAUGUGGCAGCUUCCUAUGUUCCUAUGUUAGUUGUAUAACAUGUGAGUUCUUAAGGGCCUCAAUAGCACUUGAGCCUGAAUUUGCAAGAGCUUCAAGAUAUAAAACAAAAUUUAUAAGUAUAUUUAGGCAGAUAUGCAUUAAAAGAAACAGUUGGACGACAUUUAACUCAACAUACUCUCCCACAUUUCUUUCCCCACUCCCCUUCUGUCUUGAGACUGAGUCCAAUUUCAGCCGAUCCAAAGAGGUUUGGGACAAAGAAAAACUGCCCAAGUCUCUUUUCUCACCGGCUCCACCAUGAAACACCUGCCUGCAAAUCUAAGGACUUAAUCCACCAGAGGACACUGCAGCUGCUGUGAAAGAACGCAAUUUCUGCUAACAUCAUAAGAACAAGGCUGUUGAUGGUAGCCCCCAGCGUCGUGACAGUGGGGGUGGAGGUUGGAGUUGUGCUUCAGGUUGAGGAAUCCGGGCUCUCCGGCAUAGUCUACUUUCAGAACGAGAAUAAUGCCAUGAUGUGCUCCAACGAAGUGCAAUUCAACCUUCAGCCCAACAGUGCGGAAAAAAUUAAUUUGAAGGUGACCCAUGAACUCUUUGCCCAGUGUGGUCUGGCUCACCAGCGACGGAACCGCUACAUUCAGCUUGUUGCCUACAGCUCCCAGCUCCCCAGCCCCAAGGGCAUCCAAACUCUCAACCUGCGCUGGAGUGCCCGGCAAGGGUACCUGUUCCUGCAGACAGACAAGCCAAUCUACACUCCUAAGGACAAAGUGUUUUACCGAGUCUUCGCCUUGGACCACAAACUGCAGCCAAGCACUGAGCCCAUCUUCAUCACUGUGCAGAACCCAAGGGGUAUUCAGGUCCGGAAGGAUCAGCGUGUGCCAAUGAAGUUUGUGCUAAAUGAUCACCUGUCAAUUCCCGAUAUCUCUGAGCCUGGCAUUUGGCGUAUCACAGCCCGAUUCGUCAACGUGCUUGAUUCCAACACAACAACGGAGUUUGAGGUGAAAAAAUAUGUUCUCCCUCAUUUUGAGGUGAAAAUUGACCCAAAGCAGAAAUACAUCCUUGUCUCGGGACAGCAAGACUAUGAAUUGCAAAUUGAUCUUCAUGCUAAAUUUUUCUAUGGGAAAGAUGUCAGCGGUCUAGCUUAUGUGCGGUUUGGCGUGAGCAAUGGCAAUGGGGAGAAAACCUAUAUCCCAGGACUGGAGCAACAAGUCUCGGUAAUCGAUGGCAGUGCCUCAGUAACCCUCAAACGCAGCCUUCUCGUGGAGAAGCUUGGGAGCCCUCUACAGGCCCUAAUUGGAACGACACUCUACAUCGCAGCCAGUGUCAUAGAGACAGCAAGUGGAGAGUUGGAGGAGCAGGAGAUUGCCUCAGUGAAAUUUGUGACAUCUCCAUACUCAGUGGACCUGUCCAAAACCAAGCACUAUUUUGUGCCUGGAGCACCCUUUGAAGUCUUGGCUACUGUUUUGCUCCCGGAUGGCACACCUGCUGACCACCUCCCAGUCCACUUCUCCACUGAGAUUACAGGGGCUGAAUCCCCUGGCGACAUCCAACUGAACAGCAAUGACCGUGGUGUCGUGAUGCAUUCAGUCAACAUCCCUUCUGGAGCUACAGCCAUCACUUUCAUGAUAACAGCUGGGACAGACUCUCCGGCAGAGGUCAGCUUUACCGCCAAAGCCAUGAAUUCUCCAAGAGGCAGCUACCUGAUCAUCACUGACAGCCCAAGCCAUCAAGACCUGAACCCGGGAGACAACCUGAUGCUGGGGCUGAGUCACAACAGAGAAGAUGCUGCAGAGUCUUCCUCCAACUUCUUCUACUACAUGGUUUUGAACAAAGGGGACAUUGUCUCUGUAAACAAGGAGACCCGUGGAUCCUAUAAGAAGAUCCGGAUACCUGUUACACAUGACUUGAUGCCAUCAUUUCGUGUGGUGGCUUUCUUCCGCCUCGGAGAUGAAACAGUGGCAAACUCUGUCAUGGUGGAUGUCGUUGACAGAUGCAGAGGGAAGCUAGAGCUCCGCAUAUCAGGAAACACAAAUCAGUUGCGACCCCAUGACAAGGUGGAGUUCACGAUAGAAACUGAUGAGAAAUCCUCUGUGUCUUUCGCUGCUGUUGAUGCUGCCAUUUAUGCCCUCAACCGGAAGAAUCGCCUUACACAGGGCAAGGUUUUCCAAGCCAUGGGAAGCUAUGACCUCGGCUGCACAGCAGGCAGUGGGGAAGAUACCCUUGGCGUUUUCACUGAUGCUGGACUCUCUCUUCGUGCUGGUAACUUGCAGAGCCUGCUCCGGAAAGCACAUGGCUGCAAUGUGGAUGUUACCCGGAAGAAGCGACAACUGAAUUUCCAAAUUGAAGUCCAGAAGAGGCUCUCCAUGUACCAGUCGGACUCAGUCUCUCAGAAAUGCUGCCGAGAUGGCAUGCAGCUGAUUCCCAUGCGCUCCUCCUGUGAGCUGCGUGCCAAGCGGAUCCGGGGAGAGUGUCGUGCAGCCUUCCUUGACUGCUGCAAACAUGCUGCCAAACUAAGACGCAAAUCCUGGGGGUCCCAUUCUCUUGCCCGGACUGGCGGCGGAGCGGAGGAAGACGAUGUGUUUGAUGUAGAUAUUCAACUCCGGAGCUUCUUCCCCGAGAGCUGGUUCUGGAAAACAUUCACUGUGAAUCAGAUUCUCACGCAAGAGGUUAUGCUCCCUGAUUCCAUCACCACCUGGGAAAUACAGGCAGUUAGCAUGUCGCCUAAUAAAGGGAUCUGUGUCUCAGAGCCACUGCGCAUUAGAGUCUUCCAAGAUUUCCACAUCUCUCUGAGGCUGCCCUACUCAGUGAAACGGUUUGAACAGAUAGAGCUUCGCCCAGUUCUGUACAACUACUUGCCUAUCUCAAUCCAGGCCUCAGUGUAUUUGGAGCCCGUGGAGGGCAUCUGUUCUCCCAUGACUGCAAGCCGAAGGCGGAAUCUGACGGUGGAAGUCCCAGGGAAGUCGGCAAUACCUGUCCCCUUUGUUUUGGUCCCCAUGACAGCAAACAACAUCCCCAUCACAGUGGUUGCCUAUGGUGCCUAUGAUGACUGGUGGAUUGGGGACAAAGUUACCAAGGUGCUACGGAUUGAGAGAGAGGGUGCUGUUCAGGUGGAGGAAUUCACCAUCACCUUGGAUAAUGAAGAUGGGCGCACCAGAUCUAUGGACAUUUCAGGCAACUUCCCCUCCAAUGCUAUUCCCGAUGGAGACUUCAAGAUGAAUGUCCGAUUGACAGGAUCAGCUCUGAUUGACACCCUGGAGAGGUCUCUGUCACCAGAGGGCCUGUCAUCACUCUUUAUUGUGCCAACUGGGUGUGGGGAGCAAACCAUGUCAAAACUGGCCCCUGGGCUCUAUGCCAUGCGCUACCUAGACCAGACUGAAGGAUGGUUAAAUCUGCAACCAGAAAGCAAGCAAAAGGCCCUGGAAAACCUACGCAUAGGCUAUGAGUCCAUGUCCAGUUUUCGGAAACAAGUUGGAUCAUAUUCAAUUUGGCCUUCUUCAGUUGAAAGCAGCACCUGGCUGACAGCUUUUGUGGUGAAAGUGUUUUCUCUGGUCCGUGAGCACCAGGCUGUGGAUGAGACUGCAGUCCGUGAGUCAGUGAAGUGGCUGCUGGGAAAACAACAGUCUGAUGGUUCCUUCCAUGAUCCAGCCCCCGUCCGUUCCUUAGGGGAGGGAAGCCGUGUCUCCCUUACUGCAUUCGUCACGAUUGCACUAAAGCGAGUCUUGGUCUUAUAUGAGGGAGGAAAUACAGAUCCUAAGACGCAAGAGGAGGAGGAACAGCUCAGACAAGUGCAACAGAGCAUCGCUAAGGCUACGUCUUUCCUCACCCACUCACUGGACGAUUCAUCUUUGGGUCCCUACCCGAUCGCCAUUUCCAGUUAUGCCCUCUCACUUGCUUCUGACAACCAAGCAGCCAUUGCUGCUGCUGAUGCCCGCCUGAAGGAACUUGCUAUACAGGACAAAGUCAACAACACAAUGAUGUUCUGGGCAGUGGAGGAAAAGGACCGACGGUUGGCCGAGCAGCCCUCUGGCCAAGUGGAACCGGCUUCAGCCUUCACGGUGGAGGCCACCAGCUAUGCCCUCCUCCACCUAGUGAUGCAAAAUGACACCACAGAAGCUGCCAAAGUGGCUCGGUGGCUGAUGGAGCAGAGGAACUAUGGGGGAGGCUUCCGAUCAACCCAGGACACAGCAGUGGCACUGGAAGCUCUCACGCAGUAUUGGAUCAGCACCUUCAGGAAGGAAGUCAAUGAACUGGAGGUGACCCUCACCACCCCUGGGAAAACCAAGCCAGUAAAACUUUCAUGUGGAAGGUCCAACGAUCCAGUCCAGGAAGAGCUGCAGUUUCCUUUAGGGAAGAACAUCCAUGUAAAAGUGGAAGGAAAAGGAAAAGGGACACUGACAAUUCUGAAACAAUUUUAUGUCUUGGCAAUGAAAAACACCUCUUGUGAAACUCUUGGGUUAGAAGUGAAAGUGAGCGGCGCCAUUGAGUACAAACCUGACGCAUAUGAGUACUACUAUGAGUAUGAAGAUUAUGGCCCAAAUGACUCCGGGCCGCAAUCACUGUCUGCCGACCAGCCAUUGUCACCGAUCCAUUUGUUUGAUGCCCAGAACCGCCGCAGGAGAGAAGCCAAAGAUCCUAGACAGCCACAACGGGAUGUCACCUACAAUGUCUGUUUAUGGAGGCAACCUGGAGCACAUGUCUCAGGCAUGGUCAUCGUUGACAUCACUCUACUUAGCGGCUUCCAAGCUGACAAGGACGACCUUGACAAGCUGAAAGAUCUCUCGGAUCAGUACAUCAGCCACUGGGAGACCCAAGGACGGCGACUGCUGCUAUACUUUAAUACGGUGCCAGAGUCAGAACGUGAAUGUAUAUCAUUUCAAGCAAGACAGCUAGUACCUGUGGGAAAACUCCAGCCAGCAAGUGCCACAGUAUAUGACUUCUAUAAACCAGACAAGCGCUGCAGCAUCUUCUAUAGUGCCCCCAACAAGGCCGAGUAUGUGUCUCACUUGUGCUCAAAAGAUGUUUGCCAGUGCGCAGAAGGUGCCUGCCCACGUUUGAAACGUAUCCUCGAUAAGGCCAUUACAAAGGAAAAUCGCAUGGAGUUUGCAUGUUACAGUCCCCGUGUGGACUAUGCAUUCCGGGUUCGAGUAGAGAGUGAGCUCAGUGAAAGUGCCUUCCGUGUCUAUGAAGUUAAGAUUUUGGCCCCCCUGCAAUUCACUGCAGACAUGGGGAUUGCUGUAAACCAAAUCAGGCGCUUUGUGAUUCGGGCAUCAUGUCGGACACGUUUGGCUAAAAACACGGAAUAUCUGGUGAUGGGACGUGAUGGGGAAACUCGUGACUCUGAAGGCCGCCCUCAGUACCUGUUGGAUUUGAACUCUUGGGUGGAAGAACUACCAGAACCCAGGCGUUGUCGGACCACCCAGUAUCGCAACUCCUGUGCCCAGCUCCAGUCUUUCACUGAUGCCUUUGCGGAGAGCGGCUGCCGUGUCUGAGUCAGAGAAUGGGACCAGAGAAUCCCCUGGGCUCUCUCUCCUCUUGAUAUACCAGAACCUUUGUCUCUGAAUUGAAGUGGAUGCCAAAAGGCCUUAUGUCCAAGUCCUCCUGUAUUGUUUUCCUCUAAUGCUUUGUGUUUUGGACACGAGAGGCUUGCUGGCUCAAACUAAAAGUCCAUCUAGUCUCACAUUCUUUGUUCUGUGCAUGAAAAGUGUUCACAGACUGCAAAGUUUCCUGCUGGGCAAAUGGGAAGCGAUUGUCUAGUCUUGUAAAAAUAUAUCUUUUUGCCUUUUUUUGGUUCAUUGUUAAAUUCUGAAUAUUAGAUAUUGUGCCUUAAAAAAUAUUUGAACUGUUUCAAGCUGCUGUUUUAUUCAAUAAAAAAAUAUUGAUGGCUCCCUC